AUGUCCAACAUCGUUCUUGUUAGCGGAGCCAACCAGGGAAUCGGCUACGAGAUUGCCAAACAACUCAGCCAAAUGUCCGACUAUCAUGUUUUCCUCGGAUCGAGAGACCUAGACAAGGGGAAAACAGCUGCUACCCAAAUACAAGAAAUCGGAGGAAGUGUUGAAGCAAUUCAGCUCGAUGUCACUGAUCGUAAAUCAUUGUCAGCCGUAAGACAAUACAUCGAGACCAAAUUCGAACGUCUUGAUGUCCUCGUCAGCAAUGCAGCAAUCCUCCUUGACCCUAAAGUCAGCCCCGAAUACUCUCUAGGUCAAGCAACGCAAGACACUUUUGCUACCAACACUUCUGGAGCAGCAGACCUAGCCGGAGAGUUUGUGCCUCUCCUCAAACGUAGUCGGCUACCACGAAUGGUCUUUGUGUCGAGUGGUUACGCCAGUCUGCACUUCUUCGCCAACUUCACGCCCUCGUACACCACGGCCAAGUUCUUUACUCCAGCAUAUGCGUGCAGUAAAGCUGCGUUGAACAUGUUGAUGCUGCACUAUAAUGUGCAGUAUGGAAACAAGGGUUGGAAGAUCAACGCUUGUUGUCCUGGUUUUACGAAGACCAAUUUCAGCAACCACGAUGAGCAGGCUGGCCCUGCGCAGGAAAGUGCGCAGAUUGCAGUCAAGUUAGCAACGCUGAAUGAGGAUGGCGAGACCGGUACAUUUGUCAACACCAAAGGGCAGAUUGCAUGGUGA
Aureobasidium musti is the source of this 735-nucleotide messenger RNA. The record is from the annotation of a GenBank genome assembly. NCBI's taxonomy places the organism in Eukaryota, Fungi, Ascomycota, Dothideomycetes, Dothideales, Saccotheciaceae.